Rhododendron vialii is the source of this 1442-nucleotide messenger RNA. RefSeq names its product reticulon-like protein B5. NCBI's taxonomy places the organism in Eukaryota, Viridiplantae, Streptophyta, Magnoliopsida, Ericales, Ericaceae. The record is from RefSeq and is a predicted model, not a curated record. The transcript is spliced from 7 exons. Bases 113 to 1168 code for a protein of 351 amino acids.
GCAAAGCUCACAAUCGGUUUCGAAGAGGCUGGAAAUUUCUAUCUCGGGCAGGGCAUUAAUCCCGUCACUGAUAUUGUUCCAAUGGAGAAUUCAAUCACAGCAAACCGACGGGAUGGAUUCCACACAACGCAAUAACACGAUGUGCAAACGGUAUACCCAUAAAAGGAUGAGAGAGAGAGUGUUCCUUUGUCUUUUUCGCGGACAUUACUCUCCAUUGGUUCCCGCAAAUUAUCCCGAAGCACGCGGCUCGGAACUCGAACCUGAGGCUCGUACUCGCUCCCCUUUAAUCGCCCUGUCACUCUCUCGUCACACUUUUGCUUUGGCACUCCAAAUUCGAAGAAAAAAGAAGAUAACCGGCGGCAGCGAUUUUCAAUCGGAUCGGGAAUUCUCGUCGCGGAUUUCGAUGGCUGACCACACUGGUGAGCAGCAGAAAGAAUCAACGGAGGCUUCGUUGAUGGAUAAGAUCACCGAGAAGUUUCACGACCACGAUUCUUCGUCGUCUUCUGAUGAUGAUUCCCACCACGAGAAAUCUUCGUCGACGACCAAGAUCUAUCGUCUCUUUGGCAGGGAGAAGCCCGUGCACAAAGUGUUGGGCGGUGGAAAACCUGCUGAUGUGUUCCUGUGGAGGGACAAGAAAAUUUCUGGUGGCGUGCUUGGUGUUGCCACGGCAGUAUGGGUGCUUUUUGAAUUGGUUGAAUAUCACUUGCUAACUCUUGUAUGUCACGUGCUGAUCUUUGCUUUGGCAAUCCUUUUCCUGUGGUCCAAUGCAUCCACCUUUAUCAAGAAGUCUCCUCCUCAAAUUCCAGAAGUUGAAAUACCUGACGAUAUUGUCCUGGGAAUAGCUUCUACUUUGACGACUGAAAUCAACCGUGCUCUUUCUGUACUCCGAGACAUUACAUCUGGGAGGGAUUUGAAGAAAUUCCUUGCUGUUAUCGCUGGAUUGUGGGUUCUUUCAUGUGUGGGGAGUUGGUGUAACUUCUUGACCUUGUUCUAUAUAUCUUUUGUAUUGCUGCACACUGUGCCCGUUCUUUAUGAGAAAUAUGAGGACCACAUUGACCCAAUUGCUGAGAAAGCAUCAGCAGAGUUCAAGAAGCAGUAUUCAGUCUUCGAUACCAAGGUUCUAAGUAAGAUUCCAAGAGGUCCAUUGAAAGACAAGAAGGUGGCUUAAGGACACACGUAGGUGGUGUUGUUUGAUUUAUAUUGGCAUGUGGCUACUUGUGCUUUUGUUUGUUUUGGAAGAUUUUGUUGCCUAUUUUCAGUUAGAAGUUAGAACCCAUGUUUCUUGGUUCUGCUUAUGAUAUGGUUGGCUUAAUAGUUAAAUUCACUUUUGUAUUUUGUAAUGAAGUUUGAAGCUGUAGAUGCUUAUUGUUUUCACCGUACGUGCAUGAACGGGAUUUGUUUAAUGAGCAAAGAAACAUGAUGACGUAUUUAUGUUUGUAGAA